CUCUUGUUUUUGAUUUUUGUUCAAAGAAGGACCAAAUGUCCAACAUCAAGCUCUUCUCUGGCAACUCGCAUCCUGAUCUCGCCGCCCGCAUUGCCGCGCGCCUUGGUACCGAGCUCGGCGCCGUGACUGUCAAGAAGUUUGCCAACAACGAGACUGGUGUCGAAAUCAAAGAGUCUGUUCGCGAUGAGGACGUCUACAUUGUCCAGUCCGGCUCGGGCGACGUCAACGACAACCUGAUGGAGCUCCUCAUCAUGAUCAACGCGUGCAAGAUUGCGUCGGCUCGUCGCGUCACGGCGGUCAUCCCUUCCUUCCCAUACGCUCGCCAGGACAAGAAGGACAAGUCCCGCGCCCCAAUCUCUGCCAAGCUUGUUGCAAACAUGCUCACGGUCGCCGGUGCCGACCACAUCAUCACCAUGGACCUGCACGCAUCCCAAAUCCAGGGCUUCUUUGACGUCCCUGUCGACAACCUCUACGCCGAACCCGCUGUCAUCAAGUACAUUACCGAAAACAUUCCCCAGUGGCAGUCGUCCGUCAUUGUUUCGCCCGACGCCGGCGGUGCCAAACGCGUCACAUCCAUCGCCGAUCGCUUGAACACUGACUUUGCCCUGAUCCACAAGGAGCGCAAGAAGGCAAAUGAGGUCGCGUCAAUGGUGCUUGUUGGCGACGUCACUGGCAAGCCUGCCAUUCUUGUGGACGAUAUUGCCGACACCUGCGGCACCCUCGCCCUGGCUGCGCAAAAGCUCUUCGAGGCUGGCGCCACGUCCGUGUUUGCGAUUGUCACACACGGCAUCUUCUCUGGCAAGGCGCUCCAAAUCUUGAACGACUCGCGCUUGAAUGCCAUCAUUGUCACAAACACCAUCCCACACGAGGACAAGAAGCAAAUUUGCGAUCGCAUCAAGACAAUUGAUGUUGCCCCCAUCUUUGCAGAGGCUAUUCGACGAACCCACAACGGUGAAUCCGUGUCCUACCUGUUCAAGAAUGUGCCGCUCUAAGCGAAACGAAAGAACAACAACAAAUGAGAGCGAGGGGAAAAGGGGUCUAUUGGGGCCCGAAUUUGUUUGUGAUUGACUUGUUGCAGUAAAUGCUUCUCAAAACACAUGUAUAAAAAUGAACACCAAGCAUCGUGCUGACACUCCCCCCCCCUCAACGGUUUGAAACAUCAGCAUUAUCUCAACGUUUCGGA
Capsaspora owczarzaki ATCC 30864 is the source of this 1183-nucleotide messenger RNA. RefSeq names its product ribose-phosphate pyrophosphokinase 2. Gene Ontology annotation, cellular component: cytoplasm; ribose phosphate diphosphokinase complex. Gene Ontology annotation, molecular function: ribose phosphate diphosphokinase activity; magnesium ion binding; ATP binding. Lineage: Eukaryota; Filasterea; Ministeriida; Capsasporidae. The coding region runs from base 36 to 992 and encodes 318 amino acids. The transcript has 3 exons. The record is from RefSeq and is a predicted model, not a curated record. Gene Ontology annotation, biological process: 5-phosphoribose 1-diphosphate biosynthetic process; ribonucleoside monophosphate biosynthetic process; purine nucleotide biosynthetic process.